This is a messenger RNA of Dracunculus medinensis (Guinea worm), 5868 nucleotides long. NCBI's taxonomy places the organism in Eukaryota, Metazoa, Nematoda, Chromadorea, Rhabditida, Dracunculidae. The record is from the annotation of a GenBank genome assembly.
AUGAAUGAAUAUGAAAAAGAUCCAGGAUGGCAAUACCUCAGGCAAACAAGAGAGCAAAUGGCUACAGAUCAAUCACGGCCCUAUGAUUCAAAAAAAAAUUGUUGGAUUCCAGAUGCUGAAGAAGGCUAUGUUGCGGCAGAAAUAACCAGCACUAAAGGUGAUAUGGUCACCGUUGUAAGUGCUCGAGGCAAUGAAGUUACUUUGAAAAAAGAUCUCACGCAAGAGAUGAAUCCACCUAAAUUCGAAAAAACUGAAGAUAUGUCCAAUCUAACAUUUCUUAACGAUGCAUCUGUUCUUCAUAAUCUUCGUGCGCGAUAUGGCUGCAUGCUCAUCUACACGUACUCCGGAUUAUUUUGUGUUGUAAUCAAUCCCUACAAACGUCUUCCAAUCUAUACGGAUUCAGUUGCUCAAAUGUUCAUGGGGAAGCGAAGAAAUGAAAUGCCACCUCACCUUUUCGCUGUUUCUGACGAAGCCUACCGUAAUAUGCUUCAAGACCACGAAAAUCAAUCAAUGUUGAUCACCGGUGAAUCCGGAGCUGGCAAAACUGAAAAUACUAAAAAAGUAAUUGCAUAUUUUGCUGUAGUUGGCGCUUCACAAUCAAAAAAUGUUGAAGGAGAGAAGAAAGUAACACUUGAAGACCAAAUCGUCCAAACCAAUCCGGUACUUGAAGCAUUCGGCAAUGCAAAAACUGUUCGAAAUAAUAAUUCAUCUCGAUUUGGAAAAUUUAUUCGGAUCCAUUUCUCGAAGCAGGGAAAAGUAGCUUCUUGUGACAUUGAACACUAUCUUCUGGAAAAAUCUCGAGUUAUUCGUCAAGCUCCAGGCGAACGAUGUUAUCACAUUUUUUACCAGAUAUACUCAGAUAAUGUACCUUCUCUUAAAAAGGACUUACUUCUUGAUCUACCUUUAAAGGAUUAUUGGUUUGUUGCUCAAGCAGAAUUAACUAUCGAUGGUGUAAACGAUAAGGAGGAACAUCAACUCACUGAUGAGGCCUUCGAUAUUCUUAAUUUCUCAGCGGAAGAGAAAAAGAAUUGCUACAGAAUUAUUUCAGCAAUCAUGCACAUGGGUAACAUGAAAUUCAAGCAAAGGCCACGUGAGGAACAAGCUGAGCCUGAUGGCACAGAAGAGGCUGAAAAAGCUUCUAAUAUGUUUGGCGUUGAUUCUGAAGAAUUCCUCAAAGCAUUGACAAAACCUCGUGUUAAAGUUGGAGCUGAAUGGGUUAACAAGGGACAAAAUGUUGAUCAAGUACACUGGGCUGUUGGUGCUAUGGCAAAGGGUUUAUACGCUCGUAUGUUCCAUUGGCUGGUUAAAAAAUGCAAUUUGACCCUAGAUCAAAAAGGCAUUCCUCGAGACUAUUUCAUAGGCGUCCUUGACAUUGCCGGAUUUGAAAUUUUUGAUUUCAAUUCGUUCGAGCAACUGUGGAUAAAUUUUGUGAAUGAGAAGCUGCAACAAUUCUUCAACCAUCAUAUGUUUGUACUUGAACAGGAGGAAUAUGAGCGAGAAGGGAUUCAGUGGACUUUUAUCGACUUCGGUCUAGAUUUACAAGCUUGUAUUGAACUUAUCGAGAAACCUCUUGGUAUUAUAUCAAUGCUUGAUGAGGAAUGCAUUGUCCCGAAAGCAACAGAUCUUACUUUGGCUCAAAAAUUGUGCGAUACACAUCUCGGAAAGCAUCCAAACUUUGAAAAGCCAAAGCCACCUAAAGGCAAACAAUCCGAAGCACACUUUGCGAUGAAACAUUAUGCAGGAACUGUACGUUAUAACGUAACAAAUUGGUUGGAGAAAAACAAAGAUCCUCUGAAUGAUACAGUGGUAUCGUGCAUGAAAGGAUCAAAGGGUAAUGAUCUCCUUGUUGAAUGUUGGCAAGAUUAUACAACACAAGAAGAAGCCGCUAUUCAAGCAAAAGAAGGUGCUGGAAAGAAAAAAGGAAAAUCCGGUUCAUUCAUGACCGUUUCAAUGAUGUAUCGAGAAUCGUUGAAUAAUCUUAUGAAUAUGCUUAAUAAAACUCAUCCACACUUUAUCCGUUGUAUUAUUCCAAAUGAAAAAAAAGCAUCCGGUCUUUUGGAUGCGGCAUUAGUACUAAAUCAACUAACAUGUAACGGUGUUCUCGAAGGUAUUCGAAUUUGUCGUAAAGGAUUCCCAAACAGAAUGAUCCAUGCUGACUUCAAACAUCGUUAUGCAAUUCUAGCUGCAGCUGAAGCCAAAAGCGAUGAUGAUCCGAAAAAAUGUGGCGAGGCUAUGUUGAGUUUGCUGGUUAACACAGGAAAAUUAACUGAAGAGAAUUUCCGUAUCGGAAAAACAAAAAUUUUCUUUAAGGCAGGUAUAUUAGCGCACCUUGAAGACAUACGAGAUGAACGUCUCGGACAAGUGCUUACAGGUUUCCAAGCGAGAAUCCGUUCAUUUUUGGGUCUUAGCGAGAGGCGUCGUAGAAUGCAACAACGGGCAGGCUUACUUAUCCUACAACGCAAUAUUCGCGCGUGGUGUACAUUACGCACAUGGGAAUGGUUCCUUAUAUACGGCAAAAUAAAACCAAUGCUGAAAUGUGGUAAGGAAGCUGAAGAAAUGGAUAGGAUGAAUGCAAGAAUCAAAGAACUCGAAGAAAAAAUAGCAGUCGAAGAAAAGGCUCGAAAACAGAUGGAAGACGAAUCUACACGAUUACUCGAAGAGAAAAACUCUGCAUUUACCGAGCUUGAAGAAGCCAAAGCCAAACUUUCAGACGCAGAAGAUCGCCUAAAUCGUGUUGGCACGCUCAAAACUGAUAUCGAUAAACAGAUCAGCGAAUUGCAAGGACGAGUUGAUGAUCAAGAAGAUCGAAAUUCUGAUCUGUCACGUGCGAGGAAAAAAAUUGAAUCGGAUAUCGAAAACUUAAAGAAAACUAUCCAAGAAUUGGAAUCACGACUUCAGAAAACUGAAGAUGAGAAGCAAACGAAGGACCAACAAAUCAAAUCUUUGCAAGAUGAAAUGCAGCAGCAGGACGAAAAUAUUGCAAAAUUAAAUAAAGAGAAAAAGCAACAAGAAGAAGCUAAUCGGAAAUUAAUGGACGAUUUACAAGCAGAAGAAGAUAAAAGUAAUCGUACAAGUAAAUUAAAGGGUAAGUUAGAGCAAAAUUUAGAUGAUAUCGAAGAUAGUCUUGAACGUGAAAAACGAUCAAGAAAUGAAAUCGAAAAGCAAAAACGAAAAGUUGAAGGAGAACUUAAAAUAGCUCAAGAAAAUAUUGAUGAAAUCAAUCGUCAACGCCAAGAAAUCGAAAGCGAUAUUAAGAAAAAGGAUUCAGAAUCACAAGCUUUAACCACAAGACUAGAAGAAGAACAAGAUUUAGUGAAUAAACUCAAAAAACAAAUUAAAGAUACUCAAAGUCGAAUAGCAGAAUUGGAAGAUGAAAUCGAAAGCGAACGACAGUCAAGAAGUAAAUCAGAACGUAUCAAAUCUGAUUUACAACGUGAACUGGAGGAAUUAGGCGACCGACUUGAUGAACAAGGUGGCGUAACAGCAGCACAGGUCGAACUGAACAAGAAACGUGAAGCUGAAUUAGCCAAACUUCGUCGUGAUCUUGAGGAAGCAAAUAUGAACCACGAAAAUCAAUUAGCAGCACUUCGCAAAAAGCAUAACGAUGCGGUAGCUGAACUUGGUGAUCAAAUUGAACAGGCUCAAAAGCAAAAAGCGAAAAUUGAGAAAGACAGAAUUCAAGUACAACGUGAAGCAGAUGAUCUCAUUGCUCAAAUUGAAGCUGAAGCCAGUUCUCGAAUGAAUUUUGAAAAAAUGGCGAAACAAUAUGAAAUGCAAAUAAGUGAAUUACAAAGUAAAUCUGAUGAACAAUCUCGUCAACUUCAAGAGUUGUCUUCGCAAAAAACUCGUGUUCAGUCUGAGAAUACAGAUAUUAAUCGGCAAAUCGAAGAAGCCGAAUCGCAAGUGAAUGCAAUGACACGCCUAAAGAAUCAACUGACGUCCCAACUUGAAGAAGCACGACGGUCACUGGACGAAGAAGCAAGAGAUCGCAAUUCUUUAGCUGCUCAAGUAAAAAAUUAUGAGCAUGACAUCGACCAGGCUCGCGCAUCAAUGGAAGAAGAAAUCGAAGCUAAAAGCGAAAUACUUCGACAGCUUAGCCAUGCAAAUGCAGAGAUACAACAGUGGCAAACACGUUUCGAAAGUGAAGGGCUUUUACAAGCUGAUGAGUUAGAAGACGCAAAAAAACGCCAAAUACAAAAGAUCAAUGAGCUGCAAGAAGCACUCGAUGCUGCAAACUCGAAAAUUUGCAAUCUCGAGAAAACUAAAUCAAGACUGGUUUCUGACCUGGAUGAUGCACAACUCGAUGUCGAACGAGCCAACUCUUACGCUGGUCAACUCGAGAAGAAGCAGAAGGGUUUCGAUAAGAUCAUUGAUGAUUGGCGCAGAAAAACAGAUGAUCUGGCAACCGAAGUCGAUAAUGCUCAACGAGAGGCGCGCAAUUUAUCAACUGAUUUGUUCAAGACGAAAAGUGAUCAAGAUGAAAUUUUAGAAGUUAUCGAAGGACUGCGAAGGGAGAAUAAAGGUUUAACGCAAGAAAUUAAAGAUCUUACCGAUCAGCUAAGUGAAGGUGGACGAUCGGUGUUUGACAUGCAAAAAAUCAUCAGACGACUUGAAGUUGAGAAAGAGGAAUUGCAACAUGCAUUGGAUGAGGCUGAAGCUGCUCUAGAAGCAGAAGAAAGCAAAGUGCUUCGAGCUCAAGUUGAAGUAUCGCAAAUUCGCUCAGAAAUCGAAAAAAGAAUUCAAGAAAAGGAAGAAGAAUUUGAAAAUACGCGAAAGAACCAUCAACGUGCAAUUGAGUCAAUGCAGGCAUCACUGGAGAAUGAAAGCAAGGGAAAGGUUGACCUAAUCCGUUUGAAAAAGAAGCUCGAAUCAGAUAUAAAUGAUCUGGAAAUAGCACUGGACCAUGCUAAUCUAGCGAAUGCUGAUGCUCAGAAGAAUGUCAAAAAAUAUCAAGAUCAAAUUCGCGAGCUUCAACAACAAGUGGAAAUUGAACAGCAUAGCCGUGAAGAGAUUCGUGAACAAUAUUUGAAUAUGGAAAAAAAAGCAACAAUGCUACAAUCUGAAAAGGAAGAGAUGGUUGUUGCUAUGGAUCAGGCCGAGAGAGCAAGGAAACAAGCUGAGCGUGAAGCGAAUGAAGCUCGAACUCAAUGCAACGAACUUACUGCUCAAGCCGAAUCUUUGGCUAAUAUCAAAAGAAAACUUGAUGCUGAGCUACUCGCGAUUCAGACAGAUCUUGAUGAGACUCUUAAUGAGUAUAAACAAUCCGAGGAGCGAUGCAAAACUGCCGUGAAUGAUGCAGCUCGGCUUGCUGAAUUGCUUCGUCAAGAACAAGAGAACACACAACAAAAUGAACGCGUGCGCAAAUCCCUUGAACUACAGCUUAAGGAAAUGCAAGCUCGCCUGGACGAAGCUGAAGCUGCUGCAUUGAAAGGUGGCAAAAAAGUUAUUUCUAAAUUAGAAUCUCGUAUUCGAGAACUGGAGAAUGAGCUGGAUGGAGAACAACGCCGAUUCCAGGAAACUAACAAAAUUCUUAGCAAACAUGAUCGACGAAUUCGCGAGCUUCAAUUCCAAGUCGAUGAAGACAAGAAAAAUGCUGAUCGAACUCGUGAUCUCAUUGAUAAACUACAGAACAAGCUUAAAGCUCAGAAAAAGCAAAUUGAAGAAGCUGAAGAGCUUGCAAACGUGAAUUUACAAAAGUUCCGUCAAGUCCAACAUCAGUUGGACGACGCAGAGGAACGAGCUGAUCAUGCAGAAAAUUCGCUUUCGAAAAUGCGAGCAAAAAGUCGAAGCGGUACAGCAAUGCCAUCCGGAAUUCAAAAUUCACAAUCUGCAGCUAUACUUCGUUCCCCAUCACGUUCCAUGUUUUAG